CGCCCGGUAGCCCAUGACGUAGUUUAUUUGCAUAUGACAUUGAGACGUCACCAAGGCCGGCACCGCCCCCACGGGCUCGGGUCGCUUGUCCUCCCUUGACCCGGUAGCCGCUGUGUCGGGGCUGGGCACCGGGUCAGACGCUGCCAUCCAAAGGGGACUGUAGGGGGGUCGGCGAUUUCCUAGGCUAAUCCAGGGGCUAGGGUCAGGCCUCUGAUCCCCUACUUUCUCUUUGCAACCUGAGGAGUCAGACGGCGCUGCUGGGCCUAGGUUGACGGGGCCGUCAGGAGUUCAGGGCUGCCUCGGUCUCUAGGUCUUUGGGACGGCACCAGAUGGUGGUCGGAUCCCCUCCCUCUGGCUCCAGACUCCGCCCCCAGGGACUAACAGAAUAACAUCCUCCUAAUCCCUGAUUUGUGUGCAGUGCUUUAGCUAAUGUCACUCCCAGACCCAAAAUGAGGGGUCUUAGACCCGAGUUCACAGAAGAGGCAACAGGCCCAGAGAGGAGGAUUAGCUCACUGGAGGUCACACAGGCAAUUAGAGUCAUGCUCACUGAGUGACAGAUGCAUUAUUAGCCAGGGGCAUAGACAUAGGAGGGGCUCAAUACAACUGGCAAGAUACACAUCCGCCUUCCUCUGGGGACCCUAUCUUGGGCUCAGCAUCAUCAUGGUUUGAUAGGCUCCUAGGUCUCCUUACUCCUGGACCCUUUUCCAGGGAAUCUCUGGAGAUAGGUUCACCUUUUGUGGUGCUAAGCCCUUCUGUCCUCACUAUACCUUGGAGUCCUAGAGUCCAAUAAAAUCGCUGCCUCCCAGCUGUUUUGAUCACAGAGAGGUGAGUCAUUGGUUGCCUCCGGGUGUCUCCAGGACUGAUGUUGGGGUGGAGGGUGGGGUGAGGAUUCCCUCUAUUGGCCCUUUACCUCCCCAACUCCCUAGGUUGUCAGCCAAGAAGGACUUAACCUGGCCUAGUGCAGACAAUUGCAAGUGUUUUCUUGCACCUUCCUCACCCCCUCUGCCCCCAGAGAGUAUAGGAGAAGGGAUAGGAAAAGGAGAGUUUAUGUCUUAAGUGGAUGGGGCCUAGAGGCAGAACGAAGAACUCCAUUGCAGCUGGGAGUUUGCUCAAGGAUGGGCUGGGGGUAGGGGUGGCUUAGGACUCAAAUGCUAUUCUGGGCAGAGCUGCUGUAGUUAUUAAAGGGAAUGGUUCUCCCUGGAGCAGAACUGGGAAUGUGAGAACCAGGAAGCUGGCAGGGCUGGGAAAGAAAAUCUGGGAGGCUCCCCAAGUGGUCAGGAGAGGGGGCAGGCACUGGCUGGCUGGUGCUGCUGUCACUCUUGGCUGUCACUGACUUGCUGUGUGACCUCAGGCAGGGAGCUUCUCUCCUGAGCCUCUUUCAGUUAAUGCAUGCUAAAUCUUGGUGCCAGGAACUCCAGAUCCUUUUGUAGUGGCUAGGUCAAGGUCUCUCUUUGACCUCCCUGUACCCCUUCAUCAUUAUAUUCUUGGGGAUUGUUUUCAGAGUCUUUCCUGUGUACAGUCUGGACUGGAUGCUCAGUAACUUGGGAUUAGGCCUGCCCUGCCACUAUCUAGCCAUGUAUUUUUGCAUAGAUUUAUGUCCUCUUUCUGAUCAUCAGAUUAUAAAAUGGGCUAGGUGAAUAUGAUAGUCCCUGAAAUAGCUCUUAACUUCUCUUUCAUAUUCCGUGAAGUAGUAGGUUCUGGAAAGAGGAUGUGCCUUAUCAAGGCCUCAAUAUUCCCUUCCUUCAAGAGGAGCCAAACUUUCUGGGCUUUUGGUAAUGGAGUCACUAGCUCCCUGUGGCUACAGAUGAGUUAGGAUACGUGGAUUGUGCUGGGUGGACACCAGUUGGGGGUGGCCUCACCUUCAUAACCCCUAUAGAUCUCCCACCCCAAUCCCACCAGGGAAGCCAGCAUCUUGAGCCUACUGUGCGCCUGCAAAUAUGGAAAUAUUCUCAGGGUAUGGAAGUGAGGUGAUUCUGCAGCAAGUGUGAAAACAUUCCCAGACAAUAGAGGGAAGAAGCAAUAAGCAUGGAAAUACUGCAGGUGGAUUAGCAGAAAGAAUAGAAAUGCCUCAAGGGAACAGAAGUCUGGACAUGCCCCCAGGAAGUUCUACAGGAAGUGUGGAAACACCCUCACUGAAUGUGACAAGUGGCUCAGGAGCAAACCACUGACCAUCUUUAGGGAACAGGUGUGGAGAGUCAGUCAGGCUUCAGGUACAUCCUGGGGAGUCUGGCCAGCAGCCCCCAGCCAAGCUGUAGUCCUGAGGUAGGCUGACAUGGGGAGGUGAGGUGGAUCUAGAGCCACCACCAUUUCUGGAGCAAGGGGCCUCCCUCUUAAUACUCACCCAGGGAAAGAUUGGUUGAGGGCUUGCUUGGGUCCGGGUCCAACCCUCAGUGCUCAUCCUUAAGGGCCCCUGGAAUCUGACAACUCCCUUCCUCCAUCAUCACCUCCCACUGAUCUGCUGUCUCCCUGAGCCCAAGCAACCUGAUCUUCCUCCUAGCCUGGGAUGCUGCCCUUGAACAGGAGAUGGCAUGCCAUCUUUACACCUCAUAUGACAGACACAACUGAGAUGUGCCAAAUCACAUGGUUUUUGCACUGCCAUAGGGCGCCCCCGUGAGGCCGCUUCGCCCCCCACCAUGUUCCAACGCCUCACCAGCCUCUUCUUCAGCACCCCCCCGGCCCCUGAAGACCCCGACUGCCCCCGCGCCUUCGUGUCAGAGGAGGAUGAAGUGGACGGCUGGCUCAUCAUUGACCUUCCGGACAGCUACGCGGCUCCACCCAGCCCCGGGGCCGCCCCUGCCCCCGCGGGCCGCCCUCCGCCCGCGCCCUCCUUGAUGGACGAGAGCUGGUUUGUUACCCCUCCCGCCUGUUUUACUGCAGAGGGGCCUGGGCUCGGUCCCGCCCGCCUCCAGAGCAGCCCCCUGGAGGACCUCCUCAUCGAACACCCCAGCAUGUCCGUUUACGUCACCGGCAGCACCAUAGUGCUGGAGCCCGGGCCCCCUUCCCCGCUUCCGGACGCGGCCCUGCCUGACGGCGACCUCAGCGAAAGGGAGUUGGCGCCCGCCCGCCGCGAGCCCCGGGCCGCGCGCCACGCCGCUCCUCUACCCGCGCGGGCGGCGCUGCUGGAGAAAGCGGGCCAGGUGCGGCGGCUGCAGCGGGCCAGGCAGCGGGCGGAGCGCCACGCGCUGAGCGCAAAUGCGGUGCAGCGGCAGAACCGAGCCCGCGAGAGCCGUGCGCGCCGGCCCAAGCACCAGGGCAGCUUCAUCUACCAGCCGUGCCAGCGCCAGUUCAACUACUGAGCGUCUGCUGGUCGCGCCGCGAACCCCUUGCCGACUACCGAUCCCUGUCGGGUCCCUCCGACGCCUCGGGCUGGACGCGAAAACCUCCCUCCUUAAAGCUGAGGUUGGGUGAUAGCCGUUCCUUCCCUGACACCCUCAAUUUCCCCAUCUCUGAUCCUCUAAUCCGCCUCUGAGCCCCUUUUCACGCCCUCAUUCGCCCUCGCUGUUUCUGGCCCCCAUCCCCAGCAUCUAAUCAUCCAUGCCCCCUGCUCCUGACCCCUCCAUCCUUUCUUCUCUGGUCCGCAUCCCUGUCUCUCCCCUUCACCCUUGCCCUCCAGUCCUCUACCUCUGGCCCGCUCCUAUUUCUGAAAGCUUCUUCCAGUCCCUGAUCUGGCUCAUUCCCCACCUUCAACUCCCACCUUACAUGACUCACACUAUCCCGUGUUUGGCAUUACACUCACCCCUGUUCCCUUAUUCUUCAUUCCCAGUAAUUUGCUCCCAAAUGGUGGAGACCCUGAGCCCAGCUCUGACCAGGUAGAGAGCCUGUGCAGUCUGGGCCACUGUCAUUGCCCUCUAGUAAGGGCUCGGGGUUUUGCUUUUAGUCUCCCCUUCAUUCUGCCUUGGGGGCUGUACUCUGUGGAGCUGCUUAGGCCUGGAAAGGUACAGUAUGUAGAAGAGGACUGUGCAAGUGAGUUAGAGGGAGAAGACGGAGGGAAUCUAGGAAAUGAGGCAGCCUCUUGGAGAUUCGGACAGGACAGACAUGUUGAGAAGCUACAGGGAGCAGGGCACCAAGGGAGCUCGCACUGUGCCUGCUCAGAGAGGCAAUGCCCUGCUUCCAGGCUGAAGCCUCGAGUCUGCUCCCACUUCCCUUUUCUAUAAUCCAUUCUUCUGCAGGUUCCUGAAUCUGAAGGGCUUAGUUAGUACCUUGCCACUCUACCCCUGAACAUGUCACCCGAGUAGAAGCUGGGCAAGGUCCCACCAUCCUGGCCGUUUGUUCACAAGCCCAAGGUGCUAGAAUAGCUUAGGGGAGAUGCAGGCCACAGGGCUUCUAGGCAGGCAAAGGGCAUUCACACUAGGUCAGAGUGCAGAGCAGUGAUGCUGGAGAGGACACACCAUGGGGUGAAGCCAUCCCAACGCUGACAGCUCAGCCUUCACCUUGCUUGCCUCUGGUCUUGUAUUUCACACUCUGCUCAGUAUGGCUAGGAAGCGGUCCUGAGUAGAAGUCCAGGAGCCCCACUGUCCUAAUCCCCAAAUUGUUCUUAUCCAGGUUCCGGGCCUUCAGGGGGCCUCUUCUCAUUUUCUCCCACAGGCCUCUCUUUCUAGGUUGCUGGGAGAAAUGGGUGCCCUAUGGUCCCUCUCCUCUCCUCCUCCAGAAAUGUGAAUCCCUGGGGGAGGCAGAAGGGGCAGAGGCUUCCCUCUUCUUGUGGAGAUUGAAUUUUGGGCUCAGACACCAGCAACAGCCUCUUGGGAUGCCCAAGUUGCUUCCCAGUUCCUCUUUCUAGCCGUCCUUUUCUAGUAUACUCACUCUUCCUUGGAACUUUUAAGACUUCUUGGUACAUAUGAACAUAGGUCUUCCCCUCACCCCAACUUUAGGUUUCCAGGCCUCACAGCCAAGCUGAGGCUUGGAGAAAACUCUGCAUUCCCAUGAGGGCAAAGGCAGCUGCCCUUCCUGACCCUAUAGUCCCAGGCCUCAUGGGGGAUGUGUGGGGAAGGUAUGGGGUAUCCCCAUGGAUGCUGGGAUGAGGGCAGAGGAAAACCUGUUGGGGUCUCCUAUCCCAGGGAAUAAGCCAAAUUAACACUAAAAAUUGAUCAAAACUCCCACACCAGUCCACUAGGGCCCCAGUAGUUGACAGCCUUGCUCCUCUCCCUAAGUUCUCCUUUAGUUACAACCUAGUUGCUUUUAUUCUUCCAGCUACCAUUUGGGCACUUCAGAGCCAGCCUAGGGUCUUCGGCACCUCCAAGAGCUGAAACUCCCUCCAACCCUUCUUGCCUACUCCUCACUGCCAGCUGGGGUCUAGGCUCAGUCCUAUGUGGUGCCCAUGAUCCCUCUGGUGGGGGAAGAGCUUAAGGGAAGAGCUUAAGUUAUAGGGCAUUUGGCUCAAAUUUUAAAAGGCCUUGUGUUUACCUAUAUUUCUGGAGGCUCCUGUAGUUCUAGAACCCAAUCUCUCACCUGGCUGGCUGCAAGGCUCUUAUUUUUUGUACUUUUCCUAUAGAUUCUGUAGCAUUUGAGUGUGGCAAUAUUUUAAUUGUGUAUAGAUUUCUAAGAACCAACACUACUCAGUCUCCUGCUAGUCUGACUCCUGAAGCAUCAGACCUUGUCAUACUGUAUUGACUGUGUACGUGCCUUUCACCUUUGAGCAUGCUUCAGGAUUUUUUUUUUAAACCACAGAACUUGAAUACAUGAGGGAACCAGAGUUCACAAAGUCCUAUGCAACCUUAGGAGGAGGUUAGAGAGUCUGUUUUGAUUGAUGUUUUCAGUGGCCCUAGAGGAGUUUGUACCAAUUUGUGAGUAUUAAUGUCAGUACUACCAGCACUUUGCCAAAACUGUGUCAGAGGGACCCCUGUUUCUAGAGUGAGUCCCAGUUACAUCAAAGAGUGACUUCCAGUUAUUCCCUAGUAAGUCUGAGUGGUUCCUUCAAGCUGGGUGUCUUUCCAGCCUUUGCCAGUCUAGCCCCAGCAGGGCAGCGUGUGUGUAUGAAUGCAGUUUGGUGCUGUUUUGGAGUAUGCCUGCUCCCCAGCUCCCUGCCUGGAACGCUCUGAUCAACUUGCGCUGACCUGUAAUGUCUUAGGUGCAACAAGGACCCCACCAGAGCUCUUGGAUGCCCUCCUAGAUCCAUGUGGCUUUAUGUGAGGGGACUGAAUGCAGACACACCAUAGCCCAUUUCUACUACUUUCCCUCUCACCCUUCCACCAAGUUCCACAUGGAACCAACAAGUUGAGUGCGUCCCUGUUGGGUGUUCUCUGUUGAGACUGGCUGAAAUGAGACUUUGGUUGACCAUGUGAUGUGUCGACAGACUCAAGGAAACAACCACCUCAACCGGGUCAUGUGGCAUGCCUGUGUAUGUGUGUAACAGAAUUCUGAUUGUUAGACUGUAAUGCUAUUCCUCUAUGGGAGAAAAAAAACUAAUAUAAAGAAAAACAAAUAAAAAUCUAUUUAAAGCACAU
Molecule: messenger RNA, 6440 nt
Organism: Cebus imitator (Panamanian white-faced capuchin)
Lineage: Eukaryota; Metazoa; Chordata; Mammalia; Primates; Cebidae
Gene: TP53INP2
Product: tumor protein p53 inducible nuclear protein 2
Exons: 4
Coding region: 2634-3296 (220 amino acids)
Biological process (GO): positive regulation of DNA-templated transcription; autophagosome assembly
Cellular component (GO): autophagosome; nucleus
Source: RefSeq, a predicted model, not a curated record